Phytophthora infestans T30-4 is the source of this 1236-nucleotide messenger RNA. RefSeq lists its product as uncharacterized. The record is from RefSeq and is a predicted model, not a curated record. NCBI's taxonomy places the organism in Eukaryota, Oomycota, Peronosporomycetes, Peronosporales, Peronosporaceae. Bases 1 to 1236 code for a protein of 411 amino acids. The transcript is spliced from 3 exons.
AUGAACGGCAUUACACGGUCUAUGGGUCUUCGAGUCCAAUUUGGACAGGGCAUGGGCAUUUCCAAGAUGCAAGGUGCCGGAUCAUGCAGCCCAUUGAGGCAGCAGUACGAGGAUAAGGAGGUAUCCCAUGAGGACUCCGCGUCGAGGCCCAGCGUCACGCUCAGCGAGCGCAUCAAAGAAUUGGAGCUGAGGAACCAGGAGCUCCGAGAAUGCUACGACGAGCUGGAGGAGCAAAAACACGAGAUUGAAAAAGAAAGGAAACGUUUUGCAAAGAAGGCAGGAGACCUGGAAAUCACACUGUAUAACAAGCGGGAGCAGCUUUGGGGCGAAAUUUCAGACUUACAGGACGCGCUUAAGGCCAAGAAGGAAGAGCUCCAGGAAGCCCUUGAAAGUCGAGCGAACCACCGACAAGCGGAGCGUAUACUGAGAGACGAACUCGGGUUUUUGCGUCGGCGUCUUCGAGACCAGGACGUCAGUCUCUCCCAAUCUACAAUCGAGUCGAAUGAGAAGGCGAGAGAAGCCAAUGAGAGAGAAGAACUGCUUCAAGAAAGCGUAAAGGAACUCGAACAGCGACUACAAGAUCAGAUUGAACUGAUAGGUGUCCAGCAAGCGCGUAUCGUGGAAGUUACGGCUGAAUCUAGUGAGAGAGCGAGAGACGCGUGUGAGAAGGAAUUAUUUCUUAAAGAGAAAAUUGCACAACUCAGUCAGCGUCUGACUGACCAAAGGAGAGCGUUCGAGGAAGAGCGUGCACAAUGGCAGCAACAAGCGCAGACAAGCCAGACUAACGGACAAGCUGAUCUUACCGCGUCGCUUGAAAGAGCAAUACCACAGCUACGGAGUCUCCUGAGUGCGUAUGAUCGAGUACAUGGGAGCGAAAAAUGCCCUCCACCCAGAGCUGAAAAGGGUCCAAUGAAAACGGCACACGUGACGCUCGGACAACCCAAUUUGCAGCAUCUGAAAGAGCAGGAACGCGCUUUUGUCGACGAGCGAGCUCAGAUACUGGAACAAGCUAAUGAUGCAGCAGAAACUCAGCGAGAGAUUACGCGACGGAACUUACUGGAGCGUGAGAAGCUUCCGCGCACUUCCCGAGCGCGCGGCCUCAGUCUACCGCCCGUGGCCGUCGUCAACGUGCAAGGACUACCGGUAGAGCCGCGCCUGCUACUUCACCGACGACUUCCUCUACCUCACGCCGUCGAGCAGCUAGUGCAGCACCAAGAGCUGUGUCAAGUAGUAUAG